Messenger RNA from Grammomys surdaster, 868 nucleotides. RefSeq names its product solute carrier family 22 member 13-like. Gene Ontology annotation, biological process: transmembrane transport. Gene Ontology annotation, molecular function: transmembrane transporter activity. Gene Ontology annotation, cellular component: membrane. The transcript has 6 exons. The record is from RefSeq and is a predicted model, not a curated record. The annotation marks the transcript as partial. Lineage: Eukaryota; Metazoa; Chordata; Mammalia; Rodentia; Muridae.
GAUUGGCCGCAGACCCUCCCUCCUAAUGCAGCUGCUUCUGUCAGGCAUCGCAGGCGUGGCUGCAGCCUUUGUGUCCAGCUUUGAGCUCUAUAUGACCCUAAACUUUGCCUUGGCUGCUGCCAACGCUGGAUUUUUACUAAGCGCCAAUGUCCUGCUUUCAGAGUGGGUUGGGCCAUCCCGGAGAACACAAGCCAUGGUCCUGGCCCAGAUUCACUUUGCCCUUGGGCUGAUGGUGUUAGCAGGACUGGCCUAUGGUGUCCGAAACUGGAGACUGCUUCAGAUAAUAGGCACUGCACCCGUCUUACUGCUUGUCUUCUAUUUCUGGGUUCUGCCAGAAUCCCCACGGUGGCUCCUGUCCCAAGGAAGGAUAGAGGAGGCCAAACAACUUAUCCAGAAGGCAGCCUUGGUGAAUGGCCGGCCACUUUCCCCAGAGCUCCUGAACCAGCUGGUCCCUGAGAAGACAGGCCCCUCGGGGAAUGCCUUGGAUCUUUUCAGACACCCUUACCUCAGGAAGGUGACUCUGAUUCUCAUAGCUGUCUGGUUUAUGGACAAUCUGGUAUACUACAGCCUCAGCCUCCAAGUGGGGGACUUUGGCCUGGAUAUCUACCUGACACAGCUAAUAUUUGGAGCAGUAGAAGUACCUGCCCGCUCUCUCAGCAUCCCCAUGAUGGAGAAGCUGGGUCGCAAGUGGAGCCAGCUCUGUGCUCUGACUCUGGCUGGCUCCAUGUGCAUCAUCAUCAUCUUCAUCCCAGGAGAUCUUCCCACGGUGGUGACUGUGCUGGCUGUGGUGGGGAAGUUUGCUUCAUCUUCUGCCUUCACAAUUUCCUAUGUGUACACUGCCGAGCUCUUCCCCACCAUCAUCAGGUAA